Molecule: messenger RNA, 1611 nt
Organism: Trachymyrmex cornetzi
Lineage: Eukaryota; Metazoa; Arthropoda; Insecta; Hymenoptera; Formicidae
Exons: 1
Coding region: 1-1611 (536 amino acids)
Source: RefSeq, a predicted model, not a curated record
AUGAUUCGCAAAGUAAAAGGUAGAACAUUUCAUUUGCCUCUGCCUUUACAAGAAACUUUGGAUAAUGUAUGUCCUCCGGAAGAUUCUAUCAAUUUGAAUCACAAGUUGUACAUCCUAGUUCGAGGUAUACCUAAAACGUCUAAAGUUGUUUGGGAAAAUUUAGUGGAUAUUAACAAAGUGUACAAGGCUUUACAAUGGUUGAAAGACCAUAAUCCUCACUACUCGAAAAUUCGUCUUCCAGCGUCGGCUGACGAUCUUAUAAAUGAUAAGUUACCACAAACGGAAUAUCGGAUCGUUCAUGACGAAAGCGAUAGUGAUGAAAUAGAGGAGAUGGUUGAGGCGCUGUCGAGGUGUACUGUACAUAACAAGCAUAACGAAGAUAACAAUAAUGAAACCGUUUUAAAACGUAAAGCUUUCCUCAUGCAAAUUACUAUAGAUUCAGGUAUUAAUGAUCAGUAUACAAUAUACCCAAUGCACGCAAAAAGAAUCGGUAACGAAUCUGCAUUGAAACUCUAUCAAAUGUUGAAAAUUGAAGAUGUUCCAAUGGAUAAUCAUUAUAAAUAUCUGGAUGUCAUGUCUUUCCCCGAUUUAUAUUCCGAGGGUGUCAAUGGACAACGAGAAGAUAGAAACUUUGCAUUGCCGGAAUAUUUAUUUGUCGGAGCGCGGUUGAUGUCGAAACACAGUAGAUUCAGGACGAAUCUGCAGUAUUUGUUCUUUCUUCUGAAUGAUGCUAACUACCGACAAUUGAAAAAUGGAAUGUAUUAUACGAUGAUGGUUGCUAAUCCACGAGAGAGGUACACUGCUGGUAGGUACUUGAACGAAUUGAAAGACAAUCAAUUGGAAUCGAAUUUAAUGAGUAUUUUUGCAAAACUGAGAAAUACGGAUCAAUUUUGGCGACAACCGUCCAAUAAUGUAAAGUGUAUGACUCUGCAUUAUGGUCCGGCGACGUGGUUUUUAACUUUAAGUCCUAGUGAAUGGAAAUGGUCCGAUUUGGCUGAAUAUUUACGAGACAUGAAUUCCGAUAAGGAGAAGUUGGGUAUCAGCGAACUAAUCGCAUACGAUCCGGUGGGUACGUCUAGAUUCAUGUGUAUAAAAUUUAAAGCCAUGAUUGAUUUUAUUUGUUCGUCCGACUACCCAAUAGGAGAGGUCAUUCAUUACUUCUGGCGACUGGAAUAUCAAAGUAGAGGUAUCCAGCACGUACACUGUAUGAUUUGGAUAAAAGAUGCUCCAGUACUCGGAAAAUCGUCAAAUGAGGAAGUUGUUGCGUUCAUUCGAAAAUACGUGACGUGCGAAAUUCCAGACGAAAGCGUUUCGCCAAUGUUGUACGAAACGGUUAUAAGUGAUCAAAAUCAUAAACAUAACUCGUAUUGCAUGCGUACGAAGAAAACGGAAACGAAUAUUUACAGAAAAUGUCGCUGCGAUUUUCCUCGACCAGUUACUGAAAAUUUUGUUUUGAGAGACCUCAUUACUUCGAUAGUGGGUAGGAAAACUUUACGCAGUAAGAGUAGAUCGUACGAUCUUCCUCGGAAGAAGUCGGAAAGGUUUAUCAAUGAUUAUAAUCCGGCUAUUAAAUUAGCUUGGAAAGGAAAUAUGGGCAUACAGUUUAUUUGA